AUGAUGGACCAGCGGGAGACGGGGGAGUCAGCCGGCGCUGCGCGCGGGACCAACCGGCCGACGCUGUUUAACCUGCUUGAGGUGCUGGCUAGCGAUGCGUACACCACGCCGCAGCAGAGACACAGCAUUCGGGGGGUUGUCACUGAAUUUCUCAACAACAAGUUUGAGCACUCCAAGGUGUAUUCCUACAUUGGCGCCAUUGUGGGCCACGACGUCCUGCACUCCGUCAUCAAACAACUGGAGUCGGACCCAGAUCGCGUCCCUCUGCCUGACCAGAAUGGGCUUAUGAGGAUCGAGUCGGCGUUCAACCUCAGCCGAACGUACAAGCCGCCCGCCCACGCGGAACCCCCGGUUGCGGUUCCCGCGAGUGCACCAGCACCGACGCCUCCGGCUAUCCAGCCGUCUGGGCCAGCUGCCACCCACUUUGCGGGUGGCUCGAAGGAAGACAUUCUGCGCACCAUCCGCCGCAACCUCGGCACUCGCAAGGCACCCGGCAACCUGACUGCAAAUAAGGACACUCUCUCCGCAGUCAGGGCUGCGUCUGCCGGUGUUCUGCUUCAGAAGGCAUGCUGGAUGCCCAUUAGGCGCUCGCUGAGUGCGGGUGCGCUGUAUGGGCACUCCAUAGUCUGCAUCGGAAGCCGCGCCUACCUUCUGGGUGGCAGCAAUGGGAACCCGCAGGGAGUCAACUUCGCGCGGGCUCACGUGGUGAGCCUGGUUAACUUCAGCUCGAAGCCGAUGGUCUUUACGGGAGACAUACCACCACCGCGUGAGGGCAACACUGCUAAUAUUGCCGUCGUACAACAAAGCCAUUCGAUUAUCUUAUUCGGUGGAUUUAACGGGGAGCGUUUCUUUAACGACAUUCAUAUACUGGAUCUUGAGAAGAGGAAAUGGAUGCAUCGCAGACAUGCUGCCGGCCGCGUUCCUUUGCCCAGGGACGAACACUGCGCUCUAGUGUACCCGGCGCGGUGCGAGGCGACCCAGAAGCCAAAGAGCGGGGCCGAAUUUUUAUUCAUAUUCGGUGGAAAGACAGGCCUACGCACCCAGCUGGAGUGCCUUAAUGACAUGUGGGCGUACCACAUUGACUCGGCUACUUGGGCGCAGGUGGAAUACCCCGUCGACACCAAGGUGCCUGUCCCUCGAUUCGGUGUUUGUGGUUUGUGGGCAGACGAUGACGUGCUAUGUAUUUUCGGAGGAGAGACCCAUGGCCCCGAUGGUUUUGUUGAUAGGUCUGAACGCACACUCUUAGACGACCUUUGGAUGUUCAAGUUCUCGAGCCCCUCCUCGGGAACAUGGUACCAAGAGAUUUACGAAGGGAGCAUUGGGCCACGAUCGCACUACACCUCCAUUUUCAUCGCUCAGCGCUGUAGGGAACUACACACGGGUGUACCGAGGACUAUCGAACGACUUAUGUUGCUGACCGGAGGACUCACGUACGCCCCAGGCAGCAAGAAGACUGUGGUAGCAUCGGACAAGUUGUACUUCUACUUCUUCUCACAGCGACGAUGGUACAUCCUCAAACCUAAUUACCCUCGCAACUUCGUGGGAGAGCCCUUUGAACCCAGACAGCUCCAUGUGGCCUGUUUCUUCGAGAAACGUAACAUCCUCUUCCCCGGCAGCAAGCCUUCUGUGCCGUGCAUCUUCUUCCACGGAGGUUUCCACCGUAAACAAGUGCUUAGCGAUGCCUGGGUUUUGAGUCUCACCGGCGAAGAUUUGUUCCUCAGCAACUCUGUCAUCUCCCCAUCGGACUCCAGCCAAUUGAAGGCACUGCAGACAAAGGACAGGGUAUUCCCCCCGUGGUACUACAGAGAAAGCCAUUCGCCAGAUAUGCUCUGGGCGCUAUGUUCUAUGCAGAGGUGGGCAUUUGGCGCCAUUGCACAUCUGGUCGCCAACUCUCUCAAGGAAGUGACAAGCAGCACGAGGAUUACGAUCAAAUGGGAGCCGUCGCCUCAGGGCGACCGAGCUCUUCUCAGCAUACAGGACGACGGUAACGGGUUGGACUACAGCGCUAUGAACAAGCUCCUUAAGCUAUUCGGUCAAUCAAAGACGGGUGAGCGGGGCCAGGCAUACGAAUAUGGGGUUGGCUUUAAGAUGGCAUUUGCCCGCACGGCAUCGGGUUGUGCAGUUAUGUCGCGUACAACGGAUACUAUCGGUAUUGGUAUGCUCAGCGUCGAACUGAUGUCGCAGUGCGAGUCGCGGGAGAUGUCCGUCCCGCUCUGUAUGUGGCGCCUGCCCAGCAAGGAACUUAUCAACAAGGAGGGUUCUAGGAUGGUUGACCAGCGACAUCACCAGCGCCUGCUGAUGAGCUACAGUCCCUUCAACACUGCAACACUACUGGCUGAACAAAUUAACAUGUUGGGGACAUCCCCGGGUACGCGUAUGCUUUUCUGGCAGAUGAGAGAUGAUAUGGAUUGUAUAUGGUUCUCGCCUAAGGAUCACACUCUGGUGCUUAAAAAUCACCUAUAUGAUGAUCUGGAUAACUUGAGCGAGGAAAUUAACACGACUCCGCCGCGGGUGAGACCCGCAUGGUUGGAUGUGUUCCCCCUAUGGAGGUCAGCCCAGUAUUCCAUGGACUACUGCCUCCCCGUUUACAUUUUUUGGCUACACCUUCGAUCUUCGUGCGCCAUCAGCGUGCAGGAAAUUGACCUGAUACCAUAUGACAUGAGGGACAAAGCGCUACAAUCCGCCGAGGCUGGCAACCAUCCUUCCGAGGAGAUUAAGAUGGAGGAUGAACCCAUGGUAACAAACACACAGGCGAUGCAAGGACAACAGAUGCAGACACAACAAUUACAAGCUCAACAACUACAGGCUCAACAAUUACAGGUGCAACAAUUGCAGGCUCAACAGCUACAGGCUCAGCAGAUACAACCAUUGAAGAGGCAUCACCCCCUUCCUCAACAAGAGCAGUCGAGCGAACCGGCAAGGAGAGAUGUUUACAAUUGCCAGAGCACUGGCUGCAGCUACUGCGGUGUGGCCCCGGUGGAUAGAGGCCUUGGUGACGAUCGCAGCCUGUGGUCGUUCCUGCGACGCAGGCUGUUCUGCCGCGUACAGCUGCCGUACCUUUUCACCCCUUCCGACCACAAGCACGGCUGUUGUGCGAUGAUCGGUUUCCUGAACCGCCCGCAGUUCUGUAACCCAGACGAUGUGGAAGAGGUUACUUGCGAUGUCUCGGGAGACCGCGUAUGCGAGACAGGAGUGCUGCUUUAUUUCAGAGGACGGCUAAUCAGCAGGCUUGAGGGACAUUUCCCGGCACCACCUUCGGAGCUUGAAAGCGCACGUGAGCCUCCGAAGCGGUCAUUGUUGAACGGUGAACUCUACAGAUUCGCGCUUACAGCCGUGAUCAAUGUGCCUGAGUGGCUCAUUCCAUCGGCUACGAAGCAGGAGUUCGUGCAAGAGAACAACAAGGCCUUCUUUGACUUCAAGGCUAAACUUAUGGCACUUCUAUCGGAGUACAGCAAGGUCUGCCACAACCGCACCGAACGCAAGGCGUGGGAAUUAAAUCGCCUGCAACAGCUGAUUGCUUACGACCAGCACCAAGAACAACUCCGCAUAGAGCGCACCAUGAGUGACCAAAAUGAAGAGACGCUUCCGAUAUGGAGAAACGAUGCAGACCGUGAUAUGGCUCCGGGUGAUCUGGCGGAGGUGCCUGCGCUAAUAAACCAGGAGCCUCUUCGCCAGUAUGAGCAGUUAUAG
Molecule: messenger RNA, 3690 nt
Organism: Babesia ovata
Lineage: Eukaryota; Apicomplexa; Aconoidasida; Piroplasmida; Babesiidae
Product: corepressor complex CRC230, putative
Exons: 1
Coding region: 1-3690 (1229 amino acids)
Molecular function (GO): protein binding
Source: RefSeq, a predicted model, not a curated record